Molecule: messenger RNA, 1442 nt
Organism: Aptenodytes forsteri (emperor penguin)
Lineage: Eukaryota; Metazoa; Chordata; Aves; Sphenisciformes; Spheniscidae
Product: hyaluronidase-1
Exons: 3
Coding region: 4-1311 (435 amino acids)
Biological process (GO): hyaluronan catabolic process; carbohydrate metabolic process
Molecular function (GO): hyalurononglucosaminidase activity
Source: RefSeq, a predicted model, not a curated record
ACCAUGGCAUCGGGGUGGCCCUGCUGGGUCCUUCUGCUGCUCCUGCCUGCCCCGGCCCACGCCGGCGGGCCUGGCCCCGUCCUCGUCAACCGCCCCUUCGUCACCAUCUGGAACAUCCCCACCGAGCGCUGCGCCAAGAAGUACAAUGUCACCCUCAACUUGGAGAUCUUUGAUGUGUUGGCCAACGACCAGCAGUCCUUCAUCGGGCAGGACAUCACCCUCUUCUACAGCAAGGAACUGGGGCUCCUCCCCUACUACACAUCCGAGAGGAUGCCAGUGAAUGGGGGGCUUCCCCAAAAUGCCAGCCUGCAGGCCCACCUCCACCACGCCACCCGGGACAUUGAGGUCAUCCUGCCCAGCCCUGCCUACAGCGGGCUGUCCGUCAUUGACUGGGAGAAGUGGCGCCCGCUGUGGAUCCGCAACUGGGGCUCCAUGGACAUCUACUGGCAGAAGUCAGAGGAGCUGGUGCGGCAGCAGCACCCACAGUGGCCCCCCAAGCUGGUGAAGGAGAUGGCCAAGCGGCAGUUUGAGCAAAGCGCCCGCAACUUCAUGGAGCAGACCCUGCAGCUGGGCAAGACCCUCCGUCCCGACAGCUAUUGGGGUUUCUACGGCUUCCCCAACUGCUACAACAAUGACUUUGACAGCCUGCCCUACACCGGGACGUGCCCGGUGGUGGAGCAGCAGAGGAACAAGGAGCUGUGGUGGCUCUGGGAGAGCAGCCGGGCGCUCUACCCCAGCAUCUACCUGCCCCCUCGCUUCAACGGCACCAACAAGGCACUCGCCUACGUCCGGCACCGCGUGGCCGAGGCCUUCGCCGUCCAGCGUGGCAUCCUCAAUGAUGGCAUCCCCGUCCUGCCCUACUCCCAGAUCGCCUUCGACUGCACCGUCGACUUCCUCUCCCAGGAGGACCUGAUGAACACCAUCGGGGAGACUGCGGCUCAGGGCGCUGCUGGCAUCAUCCUCUGGGGCAGCCUCAACUACAGCACCUCCAAGGAGAUGUGCCUGAGGCUGAAGGGCUAUUUGGAGGGGCCCCUGGGCCACUACAUCGUCAACGUGACGGCCAGCGCUGAUAUGUGCAGCCAGAGCCUGUGCUCUGGCCAGGGCCGCUGCGUGCGCCAGGAGAACAAGCAGGGCUUCCUCCACCUCGACCCCUUCCGCUUCACCAUCGACCUGCAAGUCGGCAAGCCCUGGCUUGUGGCCCAGAACCUGGAGUCCGGUGACGAUGUCUCCCGGCUGGCCGAGGAGUUCACCUGCCAGUGCUACGACAAGUGGCAGGGACCCCGCUGUGACACCCAGGGCUUCGCCAAGUGACCUCCCCCCCACACACACACCCCGGGGACACCUGGGCAGGCAGGGUGACACCACCCUGCGCCCCAGCACCCUCGCCGUGGGGUUAGGAACCUGACUGUGGGGAUGCUAAUAAAACCAGUAGGCACCCGCAA